Molecule: messenger RNA, 1593 nt
Organism: Aspergillus niger
Lineage: Eukaryota; Fungi; Ascomycota; Eurotiomycetes; Eurotiales; Aspergillaceae
Exons: 3
Coding region: 1-1593 (530 amino acids)
Cellular component (GO): cytoplasm
Molecular function (GO): cystathionine beta-synthase activity; cysteine synthase activity
Source: RefSeq, a predicted model, not a curated record
AUGUGUACUUUGGGCUGGAUGCGCUCAAGNAAGUACUUUGAUCCGGACUGCCAGCCUCCGUUACCUCUGGUGGAGCUGCCCGAUCGAUUGAACCCGUUCCACCAAGAUGGAGUAUGUCGGCCCUCAGUAGGACAGACCAUGUGCCUGGCCCUGGCACUGACGAAACAAGCGAUGAACCUGCUCGAAAAAACCGUGGUGCCUGGCAAGACCCAAACGAUUGUGGAAUUCAGCUCAGGGUCCACAGUCAUCUCGAUGUCUAUGCUCGCUCGAUUGAUGCAUGGUAUUAGCGACACCAGGGCUUUCCUGAGUAAUAAAUCCACCGAGACCAAGUUACGGAUGAUGCAGUUCUUCGGGCUGGAUGUCACCCUUUUCGGUGGCCCAUCUCAGCCUGACCCGUUUGAUGAACGCGGGGGCAUCCAGACUGCUCGGGCAAUGGCCAUGCAAUCCGACGAGAUUGUUAAUCCCAACCAGUAUGACAAUGAUGACAACUGGCAUGCGCACAUCCGCUGGACUGGACCCCAGAUAUUCAAGCAAUUACCAGAAAUCAACGUGCUCUGUGCAGGAAUGGGGACCUCGGGGACGAUGACGGGACUAGGGACCUACUUCAAAGAAGUCAAGCCAUCUGUGCUACGGCUUGGAGUGUGCACAGCACCCGGGGACAGGGUUCCAGGGCCACGAACAUUUGCCCUGAUGCAGGUACAGGAGUUUCCCUGGAGGGAAGCGCUUGACGUACAUGAAGAAGUCAGUUCAUAUGACGCGUUCUCUUUAUCCUUGGACUUGUGUCGCGAAGGGGUCGUCUGUGGGCCGUCAUCCGGUUUGAGUUUGAAGGGACUUUAUCAGAUGCUGGAGAAACGCAAGAGCGCUGGAACCUUGCAACAGCUAGCGGGACCAGAUGGUUCGAUCCACUGUGUCUUCUUGUGCUUCGAUCUGCCAUAUCAAUACGUUGGCGACUAUUUCGAGAAGCUAGGGCCCGAGAGGUUUCCUCCAAUUCGUAAUCAGAACCUCGCUGGUGUUGAUCUCUACCGGUAUGAUGAGAGCUGGGAAAGAAGCCCUGCGGUUCUGUUCACCGAAUAUUACGAAUUACCCCGUUGCUUUUCAUCCAACCUCCUGAGCGAGAUGGUGCUCCGGCCUCUGUGCUGCGUGCUGGAUUUGAGAACCGCGGGGGACUUUGGCACUUGGCACCUCCCGGGAUCGGUAAACAUUCCCCUGCAUAGUCUCGACUCUCAUACAGCCAAGCCAUUCAGCGACGCAGACGUACUAGAGGCACAGUGGCUGGAGUUGGAAGCGUUAUUCAGCAAUGCAGAUGUGCUUGGCAAAUUGAGUGGCCAUAAUGUGCUAAUGCUCUGCUACCAUGGGGACACCGCGCGGGUAGCCAGCAGUGUGCUGCGGGCCAAGGGGAUAGCAGCGGACAGUCUCCGCGGAGGAUAUCAAGCGCUCAAGGAUCAUCUGCUGUGGGGAAGUAAUGGGGUGGAGUCGAACAAGAUGGGCAAAGCAGCCAGCGCAACCGUAGAAGCCGUGGAUGCAGCAGCAGAAGAUGCUGUUGUUGCUGCUGCAGCAGUAGAAACCGCGGUGGUGGUCACGGACCCACGCUAG